AUGGCUUUCGGUAAGGACAUGGACGCCUGGGCCGGCGACACUGGCCUGGCCCUUGUUGAAAAGAACGAGAAAAAGUCGCGCUUUGCCGUCUCGUGGGCCGAAGCCAAGCUUCUCACGAUUGCUGGUGUCGGUUUCUUGAUGGACGCUUGGGACUUAUUCAUCAUCAACAUCAUCUACUCGAUUAUCCUGAUCGCUUACUAUCCCAAAGGCACCAAGAACAUCGACUGGGGUCUCGAGGGCGGCGUGCUAAAGGCCGCCGCCAACAUUGGUAACAUUGUUGGUCAGCUCUUCUUUGGUUUCUGCGGUGACAUGUUCGGUCGCUCCGCUGUCUACGGCAAGGAACUCUUCAUUGUUAUCGUAGCCGUCAUCCUCCAGAUCUCGGCUCCAGACUCUAUUGGCGGUCAUGGCAUCACUAUCUGGCUUACUGUCUUCCGUUUCAUCAUGGGCAUCGGCAUUGGCGGUGACUACCCCAUGUCAGCCACAAUCGUCUCGGACCGAGCGCAUCUCAAGAACCGUGGCUUCCUUCUCAGCUGGAUCUUCUCCAACCAGGGUUGGGGUAACCUCACUGGUGCCCUCUUCGCCGUUAUUGUCAUUGCUGGCUACCGCCACUACGUCGACGCUGGCGACGUACACAAGCUUUCGGGCGCUUGGCGCAUUCUUCAGGGCCUCACCCUGAUUCCUGCCUUCAUCGUGCUCUAUUUCCGUCUCACCCUUGUCGAGUCGACCCGUUUCACUCAGGCUCGUAAACUCCAGGACGACCCUGAGCUUAUUGCCAAGGGUCAGAACAACCUCAACCGCUCCAACUCGGACGACGAUGGCAUUAUCAAGGAGAAGGCCCUUGGCGGCGACAUGACCCCCAUCGAGAACACCGCCGUUGGCAUGUCCUUUAAGUCGAUCGGAAAGCCCAAGAACGAGUUCAUCGACUACUUCUCCCAGUGGAAGAAUGCCAAGAAGCUCUUCGGUUGUGCUGCCACCUGGUUCCUGGUCGACAUUACCUUCUACGGUAUCAAUCUCAACCAGUCUUCCAUCCUUAACGCUAUUGGCUUCACCAACGGUUCCACCUGGGGCAAACUCAUGAAAACUGCGACUGGAAACCUCAUCAUCACUUGCGCCGGUUUCUUGCCUGGUUACUUCUUCACCAUGUUCACUGUCGACAUUGUCGGCCGUAGGGCUAUCCAACUCUUUGGUUUCAUCAUGAACGCUCUGUUCCUCGGCAUCCUCGCCGGUCGCUUCGAUCACCUCAAGCACCAGACUGGUCCCUUCUUCGUCGUCUUCGUCUUCUUGCAACUUACUUUCAACUGGGGUGCCAACGCAACAACGUUCAUCGUCCCUGCCGAAGCCUUCCCCACCCGAGUUCGUGCCACCGCUCACGGUUUCUGUGCCGCGUGCGGUAAGUGCGGUGCCAUUCUGUCGUCGCUGCUCUUUUCGCACCUUGCCACCAAGACCAGUCUUGGAAACCAGGGUGUCUUCUGGAUCUUCUUUGGUGUCUCGAUCCUCGGUGCCAUUGUGACCUACUUAUUUGUUCCCGAGACCAACGAGUACGACGCUGAUGAGGAAGACCGCAAGGAGCUUGCUGCCCGCGCCGGUGUUCAGUAG
Messenger RNA from Mycosarcoma maydis (corn smut), 1596 nucleotides. RefSeq names its product putative inorganic phosphate transmembrane transporter. The record is from RefSeq and is a predicted model, not a curated record. NCBI's taxonomy places the organism in Eukaryota, Fungi, Basidiomycota, Ustilaginomycetes, Ustilaginales. Gene Ontology annotation, biological process: transmembrane transport. Gene Ontology annotation, molecular function: transmembrane transporter activity. Gene Ontology annotation, cellular component: membrane. Bases 1 to 1596 code for a protein of 531 amino acids. The transcript has a single exon.